Molecule: messenger RNA, 743 nt
Organism: Leguminivora glycinivorella
Lineage: Eukaryota; Metazoa; Arthropoda; Insecta; Lepidoptera; Tortricidae
Gene: mRpL40
Product: 39S ribosomal protein L40, mitochondrial
Exons: 5
Coding region: 88-699 (203 amino acids)
Cellular component (GO): mitochondrial large ribosomal subunit; mitochondrial ribosome
Source: RefSeq, a predicted model, not a curated record
AAUCUAACCUCUAUUCUGUAUUUGCAGUGUAAUUUACUUAGAUUAUUUAUACUAAAAACCACCAGUUCUUAGACUUUACUUGAAACAAUGUUUAAUUUGUCAAUUUUAAGACAAUUCUCAAGAUUGUCGAUAUGUCCAGUGGCUAAGGUACAGCUAACUCGAAAUAUUUCCACAACAGCAGCCAUUCAAUUCAAAGUAACUGAUUACUUAUGUGCGGAACCAAUGAAGAAAAAGAAAAAAAUCGAUCCGGCUAUUGUAAAGGCUCGUGAAGAACGUCGGCGUAAAAAGUUAGAAAAGCAGAUCCGCAGGCUAGAGAAAAAUGCGAGACAGCUUAAACCUAUUGAUGAGUUAGAAGUACCAUUACAUCUCAUGGAUCAAUUAAAAAAAAGAAAGCGCCCAGAGCCAAAGUUGACUACAGAAGAAGUAGAAGCUCGAGCCCUGCUCCAAAAGGACUGGGCCAGGUACAAACGUGAGGAGUACAUUGCAACAGUCGCCCAAAUUGAUAGGAUUAUGGCGUCUCAACGGAGAGCUCUGGAUAAGUUGUAUGAAGUUUCUGAGGAACUGUAUGAUGAAGCAAUUAUGCCCGAUCUGCAGCUUAUCCCCUACUCAGUGAAGGGUCCCGUGGCGACUCCACCCAUCAAGGGCUACGACUCUCCCGAUGGCGAGUACAUCGAUGUGUCGAAGAAGUGGGACAAUUAGGAAAAAAUUUAUUGAUAGAUGUUAAUAAAAUAUUGUUAUAGUCA